Rotaria sp. Silwood1 is the source of this 1605-nucleotide messenger RNA. NCBI's taxonomy places the organism in Eukaryota, Metazoa, Rotifera, Eurotatoria, Philodinida, Philodinidae. The record is from the annotation of a GenBank genome assembly.
AUGAUGAGCCAUCAUAACGAAGAACGUGAUGAUUAUCGUAAUUCAUCACGUCAUAAUCGACAAGAUAUUCAAUAUAUAACAAAUCUUCAAACACAAUAUAUACCAUCAUCAAGGCGUAAUAUGGAUCGACAUUCUAUAGCAGUUACUCAUCUUCGCUCGGACAAACGACAAGUUAAAUUCGCUUCACUUUUAGACCUCAAAGACAAACGUGAACAAUCAGGUUACUUUUUUGGUGUACUUAUUUUACUAAGUUAUUUCCUUGUCAUCAUUACAUUUCCAUUAUCAUUAUGUUUUUGUUUAAAAGUUGUACAAGAAUAUGAACGAGCCGUAAUUUUUCGACUAGGUCGGAUCUUAGCUAAUGGAGCACGUGGACCUGGACUCUUUUUUAUCUUACCAUGUAUUGAUACAUACAGUAAAGUUGACCUUCGAACGGUUACUUUUGAUGUUCCACCACAAGAAAUCUUAACACGAGAUAGUGUAACAGUAGCUGUUGAUGCUGUUGUUUAUUUUCGAAUAUUUAAUGCUGUUAUAUCAAUAACAAAUGUUGAAGAUGCAGCUAAAUCCACAAAAUUAUUAGCAGCAACAACACUUCGAAAUGUUUUGGGUACAAAAACACUUCAUGAAAUUCUUGCUGAACGUGAUAAAAUUGACACACUUAUUCAAACCAGUCUUGAUGAAGCUACUGAUCCGUGGGGCGUUAAAGUUGAACGUGUUGAAGUAAAGGAUGUUCGUUUACCUGUCGCUUUACAAAAAGCUAUGGCAGCUGAAGCUGAAGCAUCACGUGAUGCACGUGCAAAAGUAAUUGCAGCUGAAGGAGAAAUGAAAGCAAGUCGAGGUUUAAAAGAAGCAGCCGAUAUUAUUAAUGAAUCACCUGUAGCUUUACAAUUAAGACUUUUACAAACUUUAACACAAAUUGCUGCCGAACGUAAUUCAACAAUUGUCUUUCCUAUACCUGUCGAAAUUUUACAGGCUCUAUCACGAAAGAAUAUGGCAAAUUUAUCAUCACAACGUAUUAUUCCUGGCGACAAAAGACUCCGAAAAUGUUGUCAUUCGUGUCCACGUCUGAUUUACGAUGAACCAUACAUAUUUCGUGUUCGAAGUGAACGUUCGCUACCACAUUCAUUUCCAUGUAAUACUUGUUUAAAAGAAUCUAUGCGACGACAACAACCACCUAAACCCAAUAUCCAAUAUCAAAAAAGAUGUUCUCGUUUACCAUUGAAACGUGUUGAUUUCGAAUAUUCAAAUCGACCGAGAACUGUUCCAUCACAACGAACAUCAAGUGAUAUAAAUUGGGAUAAUUUUAUGAGGAGAAAAAGUAAAUAUGCUAUUAAAACACCAUAUGCUCUAUGUGAUUUAACAAAAUAUGAACAAGAUUCGGAAAUUCGUCCACCAUUUGUCAAUUAUGGUGGGCAUUAUGAUGAUAAACAAUAUGGACAAAAACGAACCUUUAAUUCAUUAGUUAUACAUCAACUGAAACAUGACGAAGUUGAUGAACAACGUUUAAUAAGUUUAUUUCGAGAACGACGUCUUCGUCGUGAAGCUGAAAAUUAUUUUCAUGAAAUACAACGGCGAAAAUUUCAUAACUAUCGAGCAUCACAAGAUUAA